GACUCAAACUUGGCACUGGACGGAGGGUAGGAAUCUGUUGAGAAUUCGGACUGCAAGCUGGUGCUCACCAUGUUUGGGCACACCUGCAGUGGCCCGAGAUUCCGCAGCGGCAAGUCAUGUUUGGUGGUCUCAGGUAGAGCUGUUCCAGGUGCCUAGCACUCCAAACGUAAAUUCUCUCUGAAGGAAGUCAGCAUGGACCCAGGCCAGUAAGGAGUGUAGGGUGCCAUUGAGUUCAGGGGGGCUAGCAUAUGAAAAAAUGUGCGUCUCGAAAUGUGCGUGCACGUGUGUGUGUGGUAUGCACACAGAGAGAAGAUACCUUUUUGGGGUAGAAGGGACCUACAAAAUCGUGUGGGGGAUUCACCAUCUGUACCCCUGAAGACAGGUGGCUCCCCACAUAGUGCACAGGUAAUGGACUUGCUCUGGCUUCCUGAAGGGGACUGGCCACAGAGGAAGCUUCCAGACUCCCACCCGGCCCCUUCCUGACGACACGCGGUGCUGCCCUCCCCAGUGCUGCCGACAGCCUUGGCCUGUGGGGCCACUGGAGUCUCUUCUGGCCGUGUGCACUGAUGGCCUGGCUGGCUCCCCACAGCCGAGCCCUCCUGGCCUUUCCCGUUUGCUGAAGUCAGAGACCCACUCGUUCCCUGGGCUCCUGGAACAAGUCCUUGAAUUACUUGAGCUUUUUCUCCAGGAAGCCUUCCUGAGGGCUCACUGCGGCCCCACCAGGGUACCCCACUUUCCUGUUUGCCUGGGCCUUCUCCCACCCACUCCACCUGUACUAGUCCUUCCUUCCAGGGGACUGUAGAGUGGCAGCAGCUGGAACCAGACCCUCUUCCCCUGACCUCUCAAAGCUGGUCCACAGGAGAGUGAGGAGUCCCCGCCCUCCAUACUCGGGGUGGGAGGGUGCCCUGUUAGACAUGUGGAAUUUCAGGCCCUGUCCGAGACCUGCUGAAUCAGAAUCUGCACGUUAACAAGAUUGGCACCCCCAGCCCCAACCAGGAGAUCCCUCCCUGCCUGUGUGCCUUACAGUCUGAGAAGCCUGAGUUGAACUGACGCAGGGUGCCCUGAAGAAAACUCCCCACGAAGCCUGGUGGCCUGCAGUCCGGGCUGCUCCCACUCCUGUGUCCUCCACCCAGGCCUCUUCCCUACAGGUGCCCCUUCAGGCCCGGGAGCCCCGCACCGUGCCAGCCUCACAUCACACCUGCAAACCUGCUCUGGGCACCAAGUUCUGGAGCCCAAGGGGGGCCUUCAAAUGAAGCCCUGCUGCCUCCCGUCAGCUGUGACAAAGAGUGCUGUGGUCUCCCCUUUGGACAGGGGUUGGCCAUCCUUGUGAGGCCCUAUACCCUGGGACACCAGCUGUUCUCUUGCCUGCCAGGCCCAUGAUCAAAACAACGCUGUGCACGUAGCUACUUGUGCACACAGCCCCCUGUGCACACAAUGCCUGUGCACGCAGCCACUUGUGCAUGCAGCCCCCUGUGCACACAGUCCCCAGUGCAUGCAGUACCCUGUGCAUGCAACUACCUGUGCACACAGCACCUGUGCACCUAGUCCCCUGUGCACGCAGCCCCCUGUGCAUGCAGCCCCCUGUGCACACAGUCCCCAGUCCAUGCAGUACCCUGUGCAUGCAGCUACCUGUGCACACAGCACCUGUGCACCCAGUCCCCUGUGCAUUCAGCCACCUGUUCAUAUAGCACCUGUGCACGCAGCCCCCUGUGCACCCAGUCCCCUGUGCACACAGCCCCCUGUGCACACAGUCCCCUGUGCAUGCAGCUACCUGUGCGCGCAGCACCUGUGCAUGCACUCUCCUGUGCAUGCAGCCCCCUAUGUACGCAGCCACCUGUGCACACAAUCCCCUGUGCACGCAGCCCCCUGUGCAUGCAGUCCCCUGUGCACUCGGACCCUGUGCACGCAGUCCCCUGUGCAUGCAGCCCCCUGUGCACGCAGCCACCUGUGCAUGCAGUCCCUUGUGCAUUCAGCCACCUGUGCAUGCAGCACCUGUGCACGCAGCCCCCUGUGCACGCAGUCCCCUGUGCAUGCAGCUACCUGUGCACACAGCCCCCUGUGCAUGCAGCCCCCUGUGCACACAGCCCCCUGUGCACGCAGCCCCCUGUGCACACAGCCCCCUGUGCAUGCAGUACCCUGUGCAUGCAGCUACCUGUGCACACAGCACCUGUGCACCCAGUCCCCUGUGCACGCAGCCCCCUGUGCACACAGUCCCCUGUGCACGCAGCCACCUGUGCACGCAGCCACCUGUGCACGCAGCUACCUGUGCACGCAGUCCCCUGUGCACGCAGCCCCCUGUGCACGCAGCCACCUGUGCACGCAGUCCCCUGUGCACGCAGCCCCCUGUGCACGCAGCCCCCUGUGCACGCAGUCCCCUGUGCACGCAGCCCCCUGUGCACGCAGCCCCCUGUGCACGCAGCCACCUGUGCACGCAGCCUCCUGUGCACGCAGCCACCUGUGCACGCAGCCACCUGUGCACACAGCCACCUGUGCACGCAGCCUCCUGUGCAUGCAGCCACCUGUGCAUGCAGCUACCUGUGCGGUAAAAAUCAGAGUCCCCAGGGCUUUAGGAGCCCUGCUGUGUUGUCAGGUGUCCCUCAGCACUGCUCAGGACCUGCUCUUUACCUGUUUUACAGACGAUAACAAGACACUCUUAGUGGUUAAGUGACUUGCACAAGGUCACACAGCUAACAGCUGGUAGAGCAAGAAAUUAAACCCAGGCCCGUUGGUCCCAUGCAUUGCUUUCCUCACUGAGUCCCACACUGGGGGGAGUGGAGGAGAGGGGAGGGGACAUGUCCCUGGUCCUCUCACUGUAAGGGUCCUUAAAGGUCAUUUCACUCAUCUCUGCUUACAUAUGAGGAAUCCCAGGCCCGGAGGGGUGACUCAAGGUCACAUGGUGAGACAGGGAUAGCACCAGGGCCAGACCUGGGUGUCCACAUCAAAGUGAUAGACUCCGGCAGGCAGCAGAAACAGAAUAAUCCUGGGCUCAAAUUCCAGGAAGCCCUGGAAGUCUCCCAGCUGGACAUGGGGGUGCAGGGCUGGUGUUGAGGCCAGGGCAGGGGCCACUAGUCUGGCUUCCUGACCCUAGGCCAGGAGACACAGGUCAAGGCAGCCUGUGGUCCCAGGGCUAGCACGCCCUUAGCUCUGCUCCCUAGUGGGCAUCGCCUACCUGCAGACCUGCUUUGGAGCCGCAAAGCCAGUUCCAUUCCACCUGCUGGCAGCGGCAGGUGGGCUUCCAGGGGGCUCGAAAGUCAGGCUGCACGGAGCCACUCCUCCAAAUGCUUCCCCCACCUGCAGCCACUGCAGAAAGCUGCUUUUCCAGAACUUCCUGCAGAGUCACUCGCCCCCCCCUUGGGGCCCAGCAAUGCCACACCUGUUCUAUCAUCUGCUUGCCAUUUUCCUUUUAGCAAUCUCCUUUCACUUACGCAAAGUUAUUUGAAAAAGGAACUUCCUAUUACUAGCCUAAGUUGAAAAUCAGAAUCACUAUAAUUAAAAGGUAGCUAUAAAAAUAAAAACAGCAAAAUCUAUCACUGUUACUACAACCUAACAGGCCUUUGCCCGAGACAGGCCCUGAGUCUGGGCCGGCCGCUGGACUUUGUUAAAAGGGAGAGACAGAAAGAAACAAGUGUUGGAGACCUGCUAUCACCAUGCUGAGACUUCUCUUAGAUUACUGAGAAGUACUGGAAAAUACUGAGCUAUGGAAGGAAAUACGUGUCUGAGCACAUGGUCCUGACCACCAGUGCUGUCCGUGCACCACCCAGACGUCUAGGGCCUCGCCCGAGCGCACCGGAGACUCUGCUCCCCGCUGCCGUGCCCCAGCCCUGGACUCAGCCCUGCCUGCUCCCCCGCCCCUGAGUCACGGGCCGACCUCGGCUUUGAUCGACCAUCCUUGACUUUCAACCCCCGGCUCCAGCUCCUGGCUUCACACCUGGUAUCAGGACCAUGACCAAUGGCACGCCUACUUGCCCCGGGCCUUCUAAAGAGCUGGAGAGACGGCAGCACCAGGACAGACCUGCGCCCUGGCCUCACGGAGGCGGCACAGCAGAAGGACGCUGACAGAGCAGACAGGAGCUGGACAGAAUGACGUCCCUCCUCCAGGUGGUCGGAGAGGCUUCUCAGAGGAGGAGCUGUUCGAGGCGCCACAGAGAAUGCAAAGCAGCACGGGGAGGAGAGAACUUCAGCCCUGCGGCAGGAACCUCCAGUGUCCCUCGGGGUCCUCAGUUCGGGUCUGCACCCAGAAAGGGGCAGGCCCAGGACGCACCUGUCCUGGUGUGUCGCCUGGCUGUGCCGGCUGAGAGAGUGAGUCCCAGGCCCUGACACAGAGGAGCCUUGCGAGGCCUGUCCACCCCGCGCCUUCUCCGCGACUGCUCUUUGCAAAGUGAACGCCCUUGCAUCUGGGGCAAACAGACCUUUUGGGUUACAAGUGACAAAAACCCCAGUUAACCUGACAAGGAAGGAAUUUAUUACCUGAAAA
Messenger RNA from Microcebus murinus (gray mouse lemur), 4474 nucleotides. The record is from RefSeq and is a predicted model, not a curated record. Lineage: Eukaryota; Metazoa; Chordata; Mammalia; Primates; Cheirogaleidae.